This is a messenger RNA of Erigeron canadensis, 1386 nucleotides long. RefSeq lists its product as uncharacterized. Gene Ontology annotation, molecular function: catalase activity; heme binding. Gene Ontology annotation, biological process: response to oxidative stress. The transcript has 2 exons. The coding region runs from base 24 to 1322 and encodes 432 amino acids. The record is from RefSeq and is a predicted model, not a curated record. Lineage: Eukaryota; Viridiplantae; Streptophyta; Magnoliopsida; Asterales; Asteraceae.
UUGUUGGAUCUCAAACUCCAAUUAUGGUUAAAAAUAUUACUCAUGCUUUGGAUGAUAGGAUCGAAGAAAUGGACAGAACGUACCAGAAAGUACUUGGAAAUCUUGCUGCAAACUUUGCAUGUGCGACCCUUAAAGUAAAAUCAAGAUACUUCCAUCGAAUUGGUGCAGCUGGGAGGGGAACUUUAAGGCUCUAUGAAAAUAUACCCAGAUUUCCCGACCACCAUAUAUUCUCAUCCGGAAAGUGCUAUCCAGUCAUUAUUCGCCACAGCAAUUGCUUAAGUUCAGAUGAUGAUGCAAGACUCGAUCCACGUGGAGCAGCAAUAAGAAUACUUACAGAUGAGGCUGAAAGUAAUACUUCAUUGCUUGAUUUGACAUUAAAAACGGGUAAAGCGUUUCAUGCUCGUACUAUUGGUGACUUCGCUACAUGGCUUGUUUGUGGGGCUGCAGCACAAGAAGAGAUGGUGAAACAUGCUCCUCAUGUAAGGGAAGCUAUGUGGGACUCACUAAGAAAAGCUGAUUCAUAUGCUGAACUGCAUUACUAUUCAAACAUUUGUAGGCUGUUUAGAUUCAAAGAUGGAAACGAAAUGUAUGUGAAAUUCAAGUUGAGGCCAUUUGAUGAGAUGAUCAAUGAAGAUUCUGGUAAGGUGGAGCCCACAGGUAUACUCCCUCCUGAAACAGGUGCUAUGCCAAGAGACGAGAAUGACACACGCCCACUUCUUUUUCUUAAUGAUGAUUUCAAAAGACGUGUAAAUUCUCCUCAAAAUCUCCGUUAUGUGCUUCAGCUGCAGCUCCGUUCAGUCCCAACAGAUGAAUAUGAACGCGAGGCGGCACUUGACUGUACCAAACCAUGGGAUGAAAAAGAAUUCCCAUACAUUGAGGUGGGAGAAAUAACGAUUGACCAAGUACUCACCAAUGAAGAAUCUGCUAGUUUGGAGUUCAACCCAUUUCUAAGAUGUCACGAAGUGGAUGUUAUUCGGGCAACAUCAUGCUCCCAGAGUGCAUCAUUGGAUCACGGCAGAUCAGUCGUCUAUUCCAUCUGCCAACAUCUACGCAACAACAAGCCGCUGCCUGAGGCUUGGAAGAACUUCCUGGAUCAUUCUGAUGUAAAGGUUGAUCUUACUGGUUGCCCGAUGGCAAAGGUAAUCGAAAAGAAAGAUACUCAAAGAGUGACAUUGGCAAGACCAUGGUACCACAACUUAUGGAUGAUUACUGAAGCGGGUUUUGUGGGUAGUCGAGCUGUGGCUAUGCCUGGAGUCAUUGUGCAAAAGGAAGGAAGUCUUUCUGCUCUUACACUUGCUAUGAAGGAGGAAAUUGUCAACUAAACGUUCUGCAUAGAUAUAUUCUUAAGUUAUACGGUUUCUACAUAUGUAUACACUAUAUCCUAUC